AUGGGGGGGCCCACAGCAAGUGCUGAGGGGGCCCCAUCAUCUACAUCUACAUCAUCAUCAUCUGCUGCUGCUGUUGCUGCUGCUGCUGCUGCUGCAGCAGCAGCAGCAGAAGAAGAGGCAGAGGAAAUAAUAGAGAGGGCCCUGUACCCUGGUUCGUGUCUUUGUGUGUCUGCUGCUGCACUAGGCUUACGUUAUCAGCAGCAGCAGCAGCAGCUGCUGCCUCCUUAUUUAUAUAAGGAUGUAGUAGUACAUCGUGUCUUCUAUGGUAACCCUCCUGUUGCUAAUCCUGCUGCUGCUGCUGCUGCUGCUGCUGCAGCAGCAGCAGCAGCAAAAACAGGUGGACGUGCUGCUGCUGCUGCUGCCAGCGGCAGCAAUAGCGGCAGCAGCACAGAAGAUGAGGCAGAAAGUCCUCUGCCUUCUGCUGCUGCUGCUGCAGCAACAGCAACAGCAGCAGCAGCAGCAACAGGUCGUGGGGAGGAAGGGUCUCCUUCCUCACAAGAUAAAGGAGGAGGAGGACAAGGGAACAACUCUUCUGCUGCUGCUGCUGCUGCAGCAGCAGCAGCAGCAGAGGAAGAAGAAGAGGAGGAAGAAGAGCGUUGUUAUGAUGGGUGUUGGUCUAAGAAAGGCAUCACCCAUGUACAGGUGUAUAUAAUAUCCUUUAAGAAGUCACGAAUAAUAUCUGUCUCCUCUUUGCUGCUGCAUGGUGUAUAUAAACUACAAUAUGAUUUGCAUGCACAUUUCCCGUGUCUCUCCUCUGCAGCAGCAGCAACAGCAGCAGCAGCAGCACAAAAACAAGCAGCAGACUUCCUAUGGACUAUACCUAGAGCUAUCAAUAUUAUGGGGGCCCCAGGUACUGGGGGGGCCCCAGGUAGAAGACGUAGAGAUGGAGGUGCAGCUGCUGCUGCUGCUGCUGCUGCUGCAGCAGCAGCAGCAGCAGCAGCAGGAGAUCCAACAACAGCAGCAACAGCAGCAGCAGCAGCAGGUAUAUUAUCUACAGAAACGUCUAAUAGUACUACAACAUCAUCUACUGCAUUACCUCCUGCAGCAGCAACAGCAGCACCAGCAACAGCAACAGCAGCAGCAACAGCAGCAGCAGCAGCAGCAGCAGCAACAACAGCAGCAGAGGAAGCAGCAUGGGACGAGAAGACACGAGCAACAGGGGGGCCCCCAGCAGGAGGGGGGGCCCUGCAGCUGCUGCAGCAGCAGCAGCAGCUGCAGCAGCAGCAGCAGUAUGCAGCUGCACUGUAUGGGGGGCCAUAUAUGCAGUUGCAUGGCCAGCAGCAGCAGCAGCAGCAACAACAGCAGCAACAACAGGAAGGAGAAGAGGGUACUAGUGGGUAUAUUCAUGGGGGCCCUUGUACUAAUCAUAAGGAAGGGGGCCCCCUUCUUCCUUGUUUACUGCAUCACCCUAGUGAGGGGGCCCCUCCUCCAGGUAAAUUAACAGUAGCGUUGCAGCCAUGGAUAAAAGAAGGGUGGAGGCCCCCCUCCUCUGCUGUACCCAUCGGGGGGGCCCCCGUCCUCUCCUUACCCUCUUUAUUACAAGGACCAAAGGGAGGAAGGGGGCCCCCACAGCUUCCUCUUUCAGGGGGUACUGCUGCUGCAGAAGGGGCCCUGGGGGCCCCUGGGGGUCUAGGGGCCCCAAACAGUUCCCUGGGGGCCCUAGAUAGCUCGAUGGAGGGGGGGGCCCCUGAAAUGUACCCUGCAGCAACUGUUAUGUGCCUUGGAGGGGAAUUAAGGGAUGUAGGGGGCCCCCUAAAAAGGGUACGAUUAGAGGUACCCUAUAGGAGAUUAUUAAGUUAUAUUGAGGAAGAAACGGAGGCCCUGGGGCCCUCAUUAGUAUGGGACUUUGAGGCCCUGCAUGCAGAUAAGGGUACAGAUAGGGGGGCCCCCUGUACCCUAGGUGAUAUACAAGCUGAUGAUGAUACCCUAAGGGGUCUCGUUAAGUCCGUCCUUGCUCAUUGCCCACAGAAGCAGCAGCAGCAGCAGCAGCAGCAACCGCAGCAGCAGCAGCAGCAACCGCAACAGCAGCUACAGCAGCAGCAGCGGCAACCGCGGCAGCAGCAGCGACAGGGUACUCUGAGGGUUCACAAGAGACUUGAGGACACAGCAGCAACACCUAGUGGGGGCCCUGCUGCUGCAGCAGCAACAGCAGCAGCACCAGCAGUACCCUCAAGAAGAGUUAAGUCAGAAUGCGAUGUUGGGGGCCCCCAGGGCCCCCCAACAAGCAGCAGGGGCCCCUGUAACCGCAGCAACAGCAGCAGGCACGAUGAUAAAACAGCACCAGCAGAUAAGGGGGGCCCCCGCAGUGCUGGUGCUGCUGCUUCUGUUGCUGCUGCUGCUGCUGGUCGUCACUCCCCUGGGGGGCCCCCUCGUCGAUCCCCAAGCUGUCGCGGUGUAUGUAGAGGCAACAAGAGGAAAAGAGAAACAAAAGGGAUGGAGGGGCCCCCUCAUGAUACAAAGAUAGGAGGGGGCCCCCAGGGUACUUGUGGGGGCCCCUCCCUAAGAAGGAAUGCGUCAGGGGGGGGCCCCAGCAGCCAAGGUACUACAGACCGUACCACCAAAACAGGGGCCCACCUAAAGGGGGCCCCUUCUGCUGCUGCUGCAGCAGCAGAGAAGGGGGUACGUGCUGCAGAUGGGGAGAGGCCCCUACAUCAUCGUCCCCAUAGGAAUGGCUUGGGGGCCCCCAUUAAGAAUGAGGUAGUUGGGGGCCCCUCUAAGUCAGGGGGCCCUCAUAAGGAGGGGGGCCCCAAGGAGGGGGGCCCCUAUUUCCCUCUAAUAGGUGAUGAGGUGUACCCUUCCUUAAUAUUCUCUGCUUCUCCUUCCCCUACUCCCGAUCAUACACGCAGCAGGGGCCCCUCUCUUGAUAAAGAGGGGGGCCCCCAUCGUUAA
Messenger RNA from Eimeria maxima, 2889 nucleotides. RefSeq lists its product as hypothetical. The record is from RefSeq and is a predicted model, not a curated record. Bases 1 to 2889 code for a protein of 962 amino acids. Lineage: Eukaryota; Apicomplexa; Conoidasida; Eucoccidiorida; Eimeriidae. The transcript is spliced from 3 exons.